UCUCCUUCCAUUUUUCGUAGAUCAGCAUCUGAACAGCUGCGCAUUUUUUUCUCUAUGGCAGAAAACACAUUCCUAGGUUAAACGCUGGUGUUAAAAGGGGGCUGCUAUUUAGACCGUCAGGGAAGGCGUUGCCACCUUGCUGCAGACGGGAUUUCCGCUGAUUGCUUUCAGUGCCAUUUCAUCUCCAUUCCGUGUGCUCGGUGCCUUGCUCUGUCGCGGGCCCCCCAUUUUCCCGUAACCAACCCCUUAGAGCCAAUCGAGAAGUAAAGGAGCGAAAACACGCCCUCCCGCUCCCAAUUUCCCUUGCUCGGCUGCUCGCCAACCGCAGAGCCGAUCGAGACGGAGCCGCUGUCAGCUCUUUAACCCGGCUAGGUUGCCGCUGCCGCCGCCGCCAGAUUCCGGAGGUGAAGAACCGAAAGCCAAGAAGACAUGGACGUGAAUAUCGCCCCACUCCGCGCCUGGGACGAUUUCUUCCCGGGCUCUGACCGCUUCGCCCGGCCGGACUUCAGGGACAUUUCCAAAUGGAACAACCGUGUGGUGAGCAACCUGCUGUACUACCAGACCAACUACCUGGUGGUGGCUGCCAUGAUGAUUUCCGUCGUGGGGUUUCUGAGCCCCUUCAACAUGAUCCUCGGGGGAAUCGUGGUGGUGCUGGUGUUCACGGGGUUUGUGUGGGCAGCCCACAACAAAGACAUCCUCCGCCGGAUGAAGAAGCAGUACCCCACGACUUUCGUGAUGGUGGUCAUGCUGGCUAGCUACUUCCUCAUAUCCAUGUUUGGCGGCGUCAUGGUCUUUGUGUUCGGCAUCACUUUCCCUUUGCUGUUGAUGUUCAUCCAUGCCUCGCUGAGACUUCGGAAUCUCAAGAACAAGCUGGAGAAUAAAAUGGAAGGCAUAGGGCUGAAGAGGACACCCAUGGGCAUUGUCCUGGAUGCCCUAGAACAGCAGGAAGACAACAUCAACAAAUUCACUGAGUACAUCAGCAAAGUGAAGGAGUAAAUGGUAGCUUCUCUGGUGAUAGGGUGGCAGCAGAAAUAGAGUUACCAUUCACCCUUGACCAGACCCACUUUCUGUUUGUGUUUUUGAAAUAGGAGGCACACGCACACCCAACUACCUAUGGCAGCAUGCAUGUGUAGGCCCAGCCGUUAACAGCUCUGGUGUUACAGAGGAAAGGCCUCAAAAACUGAAAGAAAACACUCCCCACCCUGCCCAGCACGUCCAGAGUUUCAAGUUUGUUUAUGCAAACUGGUAGGAAAUGGCUCAUGACUAUUUCUUGAGAGGAGUAAAAGAAUUAGGGAUUCCACAGCAACAAUACUGCUAUCUUGCAGGGGAGAAAGUAGUUGUAAAAUAUCAAGGCCAUAGGAGUACAUGAAAGGCUGUUGAAGUAGAUAAUGCCACGCGUGAGCUUGUAUCAAAUCCCCUUGAGCUAAUCCCUCCCCGGAAAAUUCCCUAGGAUUCUCAUGUGUGGGGUAUAAAUUAGCUGAGUUUUUAUUAUUAUUCUUUUAAAAUCAAAGAUGAUCUCUAUCACUUGGCCUCCUGUUUGACGUGCAGUGGAAACUGGAGAAACCAGUUGUUUAUACUUUGUUUACAAAUAUAAAGAUAGCUGUCUAGAAUAUUUUGUUAAAGUUUUGUAAAUUUUUGAAAUGCUAGUCAUAUGUUUUUCUCCAGCCUGUACUCGUUGCAAACUUCAUGGUUUCUUCCUUACAGAGAUUACAGCUGUGUUACCUGUAUUAUUCUUGACAGACUUGUUUAAAAAAAAGACAAAAUAAAUAAAGCGAAAUGAGUUUGGUUUAUAUAGCACUUUGUUGUUAUAAUGAAAAAAAGUGUUUAAGAGUAUUUCAAAUUUUUUUAAAUUGUUUAAUUCUUAACUGGAACAUUUGGCCAGAAGGAAAUGAAUUUACAUCUUCUUAAUUCUUGUGCUCUCAGAGAGCAAAAUAGGCUCUUUGAAAUUUGAAAAUCAUCUUGAAAUGACCAAGCAAAAAGACUUAAAAAUGACAAUGACCAGCUUCUGCAGUUCGUCAGAAUUUUACACAUCAAUUGUUACAGCCAUACGCUUUUAUAGAUACACAUUAGAAUUAAGAUAGCAUGGGUUUAUAUAUUCUAUUACUUUCAUCUCUUUUUCUCUUAUGUGUUUAGGAAUAGGUUAUAAAAAAUUUUUGCUUACCCACUGAGUGAUUUCAAAGGUGGCGUGGAAAGCAUUUAGGUUUCCCUAAUGGUGAGCUGGGAAGAGAACUGGAUCAGUACUUACUGAAGAAACUCUCUGUGUGUCCUAGGAUGAAGAAGCAAUAGUAUGUGCUGUGCUUAAUUUUUCUUGUAUCGUUGUUUCUCAGCUAAGGUACAGCCUUCCUGUUAACACAUCAUUAUCACCAGGACUUCACAGACAUGGUCUAGAAUCUGUAUCCUUACCCAAAAGCGAAGAAUAAAAUUGAUCAAAGUUGUAA
Molecule: messenger RNA, 2438 nt
Organism: Oryctolagus cuniculus (rabbit)
Lineage: Eukaryota; Metazoa; Chordata; Mammalia; Lagomorpha; Leporidae
Gene: ARL6IP5
Product: ARF like GTPase 6 interacting protein 5
Biological process (GO): negative regulation of transport
Cellular component (GO): membrane
Source: RefSeq, a predicted model, not a curated record